AUGUUUCUAGUUACUUGGCUACUACUACUCAUAACAACAAUAACUUCAGUGGCAAAUACUGCAAUAUCCGAUAUAAAUAUCAACAAUGAUGUGGUGAAUUUGAAAUUUCUCAAUCAAAAUUUAGAUUUAUGGAAACGAAGUAACACAACCGAUCCAAUAAUUCAAGGACAACUUCCUCCUUCUCCUCCUCCACCUUCAACUACAACUCCUAAACCAACCAUAGACAGUAUUGCCAAACCUUCAGAUAUCAACACCGGGUCAUCAAAUCUGGAAGAACUCCCAAGUACCAAAACUGAAGAUUUAUCAAUUGAAGUUACAGCACAAGGUAAACUUGAUAAUAAAAAGAAAUGGCAUGUAGGUGCAGGUCUUUAUUUUAAUAAAGAAAUUGAUUAUUAUUCCGUUGCUGAAAAGGAAGAAGGAAGUAGUUCAGAAUUUAGUGGAAGUGGUAGUGGAAGUUGUUCUGAUAGUGAAGAUGAAGGGAAAAAAGGAUGGUUCCGUUCAUUUGCAAUUGAUGGGUAUAAUAAUCAAAGAAAUAUCAUUCCAACUUCUGAAAUGGUUUCAAGAGCAAGUGGCCAAAGUCAUAAUUUAUAUACUGAAGAAAAUGAUGAUAUUAAAAAAGUAAAGGGGAAAUCAAUAUUAAGUAGACCACGAAAUAAAACUUAUACUUUACCAACAGAGGAAGAAACUAUCAAAAAACAACAACAAACUGAUACAUAUCUCUUAGGAUCAGAAAAGGAUGAUUAUUAUAGGUAUGAAGAUAAUGGGGAAAUAUCGCAAGCAAAUUCAAUCUAUCUAAUCUAUAAAUAUUGGAGAAGUUCACUAUGUAUUGUCUUUAUUUAUAUUCUCUUUUCUUAA
Messenger RNA from Hemisphaericaspora subhashii, 855 nucleotides. RefSeq lists its product as uncharacterized. The record is from RefSeq and is a predicted model, not a curated record. Lineage: Eukaryota; Fungi; Ascomycota; Pichiomycetes; Serinales; Debaryomycetaceae. Bases 1 to 855 code for a protein of 284 amino acids. The transcript has a single exon.